Messenger RNA from Coregonus sp. 'balchen', 5349 nucleotides. Lineage: Eukaryota; Metazoa; Chordata; Actinopteri; Salmoniformes; Salmonidae. The record is from the annotation of a GenBank genome assembly.
AUGGACAAGUGGAUCCAGUCCUUCACCCAGUCUCUCAUCCAGUUCUUCAAGGCUGAGAUGGAUGGUGAGCUUCACAAAGCCACACACACACACACACACGUACUACACACACACAGUGGAUCCUAGGGGUGUAACUGUACACAUUCAUACGGGGACAUCGGUUCGGUCCGCACUGUGAACCCGAAUGAAUACCUACACAAACAAAUGCAAUCCUAUAGGCUAGGCUAGGCUAGGCUGCAUGCCUCUUGAGGAAAUCUGAGCUGAGAAAAAUGUUUCAGGCUAUUAGAGCCUAAUGCACACGUUGUAAUACAAAUUAUACUCUUAAUUGGAGGAUUCCUCCAUCAUCGUGCUCCCGUGAAGGGGCAAUGGCACGGGAAUGCCCCCGUGAAGAGGCAAUGGCACGGGAAUAUGCCCCCUGUGAAGAGGCAAUGGCGCGGGAAUGCCCCCCGUGAAGAGGCAAUGGCGCGGGAAUGCCCCCCGUGAAGAGGCAAUGGCGCGGGAAUGCCCCCCGUGAAGAGGCAAUGGCGAGGCAAUGGCACGGGAAUGCCCCCCGUGAAGAGGCAAUGGCGCGGGAAUGCCCCCCGUGAAGAGGCAAUGGCGCGGGAAUGCCCCCCGUGAAGAGGCAAUGGCGCGGGAAUGCCCCCCGUGAAGAGGCAAUGGCGCGGGAAUGCCCCCCGUGAAGAGGCAAUGGCGCGGGAAUGCCCCCCGUGAAGAGGCAAUGACGCGGGAAUGCCCCCCGUGAAGAGGCAAUGGCGCGGGAAUGCCCCCCGUGAAGAGGCAAUGGCGAGGCAAUGGCGCGGGAAUGCCCCCCGUGAAGAGGCAAUGGCGCGGGAAUGCCCCCCCGUGAAGAGGCAUUGGCGCGGGAAUGCUCCAGUUUGUGUGCGCCUACCACUUUGUGUAGCCGUUAGCGAUGAUGCUAAUGAUAACCUUCUUCUGGUAGAUGGAAAGGCUUUCCCAAAAACCUUGAUUUAAGGUUAACUAGGAAAUUGACGCGAUGUGUUAUUUUUUUUGUGUCCAAGGAUAAUAUUUUAUUUUAAAAUACAAUGAAUACAAAAAAAUCUUCUACACAGCGCAUUUCUACAUGGUCUCUUCCAUUUGACAAAUAUCUAUCGUCUGUCAUGACGGAAUCAUUUUCAUGUCGCUAAACCUAUUAAAUUGGUGAAUAUAAAAAAUAAAUUUUAUGUUAUUAAAGAUUUAAGGUGCAUAUGCAAAUUUUUUCUAAAAACAUUACCUCAUGACAACCUUUGUUGUCUGUUUUCAGUCCCUAGACUGAUGAUGUGAGCAGAAGAGAGGACUAGAACUUGCUGUGACAGAUUUACUGAGAGGCAGUUUAGGAGAAUUUAGAAACACAUUAUCCAUUUCGAUAGCUGGGUGCUUAUUAGCUAUACCAUUUUACAGGUUACUGUGGAUAAAAUGACUCUUUAAAAUAUUAUUUGUCAAUUGCCUAACUACAAAGUAGUCAGUGCAUACCUGGCAGAAUUAUUUGAUUUUGCGUGUGUGAUUUUCAGAGCAAAAAAAAAUGAAAAACUGGGAAUAAUCUGAAACCUGGAAAAACUAAACGGAGAAACGAAAUUUGGGGAAAAAACUCAAUUAUUAACAAAUAUUGUAAAGCCCUACAUUAUAUGGCUCAUGAUCUAUUCCUGGGUUGGUUUAAUAUAUUUUGCCAAAACAGAAAUGAACUACAGUAAGUAUCGGCAUUUCAUUUUCCAGCUGUACCGAGGUCAAACAGAACCGUGACCCCAAAACCGCAAUACUUACCGAACCGUGGAUUUGGUAAAAUGUUUCACCCCUGGUGGAUCCAGUCAUUCACCAAGUCUCACAUCCAGUUCUUCAAGGCUGAGCUGGAUGGUUGGUACAAUAACAACACAGUGGCGCAGUGGUCUAAGGCACUGCAUCGCAGUGCUAGCUGUGCCACUAGAGAUCCUGGUUCGAAUCCAGGCUCUGUCGUAGCCGGCCACGACCGGGAGACCCAUGGGGCGGCGCGCAAUUGGCCCAGCGUUGUCCAGGGUAGGGGAGGGAAUGGCCGGCAGGGAUGUAGCUCAGUUGGUAGAGCAUGGCGUUUGCAACGCCAGGGUUGUGGGUUCGAUUCCCACAGGGGGUAUGAAAAAUAAUAAUGUAUGCACUAAACUGUAAGUCGCUCUGGAUAAGAGCGUCUGCUAAAUGACGUAAAUGUAAAUGUAAUGUAAAUGAAUACAUCAUUCUUUCAAUGCGUCAAUGCUGACCACAUGACCCCCCCCCCCCCCCCCCCCCCCCCCCAGUUCACUACACAAGUCUCUGGUACUGUUAUGGGUCUGUCAUUAUAGAGACAACCUUUCCGGCCACUCCCUCUCCUCCAGACGUGAGUUGUAAUCAGAGUGUCUCCUUGCAGCGUACAGGCUGUACACGGUGGUGCCAAAGCUUGUCAAGUUUGUGGACAUGCUCACCAACUGGUACGUGAGGACGAACCGCAGACGUCUCAAGGUGAGUUCACCCUCAAACACUGAUGCAGUCAAAUGUGUUAAAGAUACAGUAACCGCUAUAACACUGUUUCUCUGUUGACUAAUGCUAUACUGAGUGAAGGAAUGUGAAUUGAAGUGAGAUGGUCACCAGGGGACUGUCUGGGUAAAGAUCUGUUGUGACAUGGUGGCACAGAAAACAUGUUUAGGGUGUGUAGUGAAUGGAUGGAGCAUGUUUAGGGUGUGUAGUGAAUGGAUGGAGCAUGUUAGGGUGUGUAGUGAAUGGAUGGAGCAUGUUAGGGUGUGUAGUGAAUGGAUGGAGCAUGUUUAGGGUGUUUAGUGAAUGGAUGGAGCAUGUUAGGGUGUGUAGUGAAUGGAUGGAGCAUGUUAGGGUGUGUAGUGAAUGAAUGGAUGGAGCAUGUUAGGGUGUGUAGUGAAUGGAUGGAGCAUGUUACGGUGUGUAGUGAAUGGAUGGAGCAUGUUAGGGUGUGUAGUGAAUGGAUGGAACAUGUUUAGGGUGUGUAGUGAAUGGAUGGAGCAUGUUAGGGUGUGUAGUGAAUGGAUGGAGCAUGUUAGGGUGUGUAGUGAAUGGAUGGAGCAUGUUAGGGUGUGUAGUGAAUGGAUGGAGCAUGUUAGGGUGUGUAGUGAAUGGAUGGAGCAUGUUAGGGUGUGUAGUGAAUGGAUGGAGCAUGUUAGGGUGUGUAGUGAAUGGAUGGAGCAUGUUAGGGUGUGUAGUGAAUGGAUGGAGCAUGUUAGGGUGUGUAGUGAAUGGAUGGAGCAUGUUAGGGUGUGUAGUGAAUGGAUGGAGCAUGUUAGGGUGUGUAGUGAAUGGAUGGAGCAUGUUAGGGUGUGUAGUGAAUGGAUGGAGCAUGUUAGGGUGUGUUGAAUGGUAGGUGCGUGUGGCCAGUUUGAAUAUGGCAGUAGUAGCUGCUGCCUGGAGGAGGAGGACGAGGAGGAGGAGGAGGAAGAUGAUGAUUGUAACUGUGUAUCGUAACCCUACAGGGAGAGAGUGGAACAGAGGACUGUCUGUGGGCUCUGGAGAAUCUCUUCAGUGUUCUGUUCUCCAUGUGCAGACUGAUGGUGAGUGACACAGCACUGUUUGUGUGUGUGUAUGUGUAAAGUGCAUGAUGUUUAACCUGGCUGAACUCUGUUCUGCUCAAUGACAUCUGCUUCCAUUGAAAAUAGUGUAUUGAGGGCCACAUUUUCUCUUCACCAAAACAGCUGCGCUUGGAAGGAAUGCACCGGCGCAUUCUUAUUUAUUUUUCUUCGUUUUUGUUGUAAUCUUUCCCCACUUUUUCUCCCCAAUUUCAUGAUUACGAUCUUGUCUCAUCGCUUCAACACCCCAACGGGCUCGGGAGAGUCCUCCGAAACAUGACCCGCCAAACCUCGCUUCUUAACACCUGCUCACUUAACCCGGGAAGCCAGCUGCACCAAUGUGUCAGCCUGCAGGCGCCCGGCCCGCCACAAGGAGUCGCUAGAGCGCGAUGAGCCAAGUAAAGCCCCCCCGGCCAAACCCUCCCCUAACCCGGAAGACGCUGGGCCAAUUGUGCGCCGCCCUAUGUCACGGCCGGUAUUGACACAGCCUGGGGUUCGUAGAAGAAGUAACAGCAGUAACAGCAGUAGUAGUAGUAGUAGUAGUAGUAGUAGUAGUAGUAGUAGUGGUAGUAGUGGUAGUAGUAGUAAUAAUAAUAAUAAUAUGCCAUUUAGCAGACGCUUUUAUCCAAAGCGACUUACAGUCAUGCAUGCAUAAAUUUUUUUUUGUGUAUGGGUGGUCCCGGGGAUCGAACCCACUACCUUGGCGUUACAAGCGCCGUGCUCUACCAGCUGAGCUACAGAGGACCACAGUAGUAGCAGCAGUAGUAGUAGUAGUAGCAGCAGCCGCUGCGAUGCUGUUCCUUAGACCGCCGCGAUGCUGUUCCUUAGACCGCCGCGAUGCUGUUCCUUAGACCGCCGCGAUGCUGUUCCUUAGACCGCCGCGAUGCUGUUCCUUAGACCGCCGCGAUGCUGUUCCUUAGACCGCCGCGAUGCUGUUCCUUAGACCGCUGCGAUGCUGUUCCUUAGACCGCUGCGAUGCUGUUCCUUAGACCGCUGCGAUGCUGUUCCUUAGACCGCUGCGAUGCUGUUCCUUAGACCGCUGCGAUGCUGUUCCUUAGACCGCUGCGAUGCUGUUCCUUAGACCGCUGCGAUGCUGUUCCUUAGACCGCUGCGAUGCUGUUCCUUAGACCGCUGCGAUGCUGUUUCCUUAGACCGCUGCGAUGCUGUUCCUUAGACCGCUGCGAUGCUGUUCCUUAGACCGCUGCGAUGCUGUUCCUUAGACCGCUGCGAUGCUGUUCCUUAGACCGCCGCGAUGCUGUUCCUUAGACCGCCGCGAUGCUGUUCCUUAGACCGCCGCGAUGCUGUUCCUUAGACCGCCGCGAUGCUGUUCCUUAGACCGCCGCGAUGCUGUUCCUUAGACCGCCGCGAUGCUGUUCCUUAGACCGCCGCGAUGCUGUUCCUUAGACCGCCGCGAUGCUGUGCGGUACCUCUUAUCACGCAAGGUAACUCAAUCUCUGGUUAAACUAAAGUUCCUCCUCGCAGAAAUUGUUAAAGAAAAGUUAGAACAGAUCUGCGCUGCAGAUGAUCAUUUUUACUUAAACUGCAUUAGUUCACAACGCAGGUGUCUUUGCAUGAGGACAAUGUCUCCCUGAGUUGGAAUGGUAAGAUAGUUGUAGUCUACUUUUCUGUCCUCCUCCCCACUAGUAAAGCAUUAUAGUAUCAUUGUCUUUCUCUAACUGCUCUCUCUCCUUCCUUCUAGGCUCCCUUCACCCCCUUUAUUACGGAGAUGAUGUACCAGAACCUGCGUCACCUGAUUGACCCUGCCUCUGUUGAGGAGAAGGACUCCAGCAGCAUACACUACCUCAUGCUGCCACUAGUC